Messenger RNA from Striga asiatica, 1311 nucleotides. The record is from the annotation of a GenBank genome assembly. NCBI's taxonomy places the organism in Eukaryota, Viridiplantae, Streptophyta, Magnoliopsida, Lamiales, Orobanchaceae.
AAAAGCCACAACCACUACGCUCUGAAGCUCAGAGUUCAGCAAAUCUCAACCCCCACAGCAAAUAUUGAAAUUCCCGCCGCCCUACCGGAGCCGGACAUGGACGGUGGCGCCUCCGUGAAGAACCUGCUGACCUUCGAUGAAGCGUGGCCAAUUUUGCAGAGGGAAGGAAUUGACAAGAUCAUUCACAGUAUCGAAACCGAGGGACAACCCAUACGUCAGUGCUUCACUUCUGAAGAGUAUAUGCGUUUGUAUACUCCCGAGGUCGACAAAAUGUACAAUCAAUACCGAAAGACGUUUGAGGACUACAUUUCUUCAAAGGUAUUGCCUGCUUUGAGGGGAAAAGUAAAUGUAGAUCUGCUUAAGGAGUUACAGAGAAGGUGGAAAGAUCACAAAAUUAUGAAAAUGUGGUUAACAAGGUUUUUUAACUUCAUCGAGAGAUACUACAUACCGUUCAGAAAGCUACCUUCACUUGAAGAAAUCAGCAACUCGGCAUUUUAUAGUCUGGUGUUCUGUGAAAUGAAAGAUCAAGUUAAUGAUGCUAUAAUAUCAAUGCCUAAAAAAGCUUAUUACAAGCUGCAACCUCAGGGCAAACCUCAAGGAAUUAACAAGGAGCGCGAAGGAGAGAGAAUUGAUCGGGUCUUGAUGAAGGAAGUACUCGAUAUUUAUGCAGAAAUAAGUGAGGGGUCAUCUAGAAAUUAUGGAGAAGAUAUUGAAAAGGCAAUAAUUGAAGCCACAAGCAAAUUUUAUUCUAGAAGCACCUUAAACUGGACUGCAAUCAUGUCCAAGGAGGAGUACACGCGUAAGGAUGUCAAAUUUCAUUUGGCUCCUGUCACUUCUAAAAUAGUCGCACAAUGCUUACAACAGGAGAAAGAAAGAGUUUCAGAUUACAUGAAUGGGCUCAAAAGCAAAAACAAAGUAUUCGAGGCUGCACAAAAUGAAUUGCUCGACUCACGAGCAAGCAAUCUAAGGAAAGAAAAAUGAAGCUACCUCAUGAAGAGUAGCUUAAAACUGCAAAUUUUGUUUGAACAAGGAAGGAUAUAUAGUCGUGCGGAGAAUAUCUUUUGUAAUGUACCUAAAUAAAUUUCAUGAUUCGAAAGAAAUUAUAUCUUAUUUCAUGUCUAGUUUUGUUUGAGGUAAGAGAGGCAAAUCUGAAAGAAAACUAUGGUAUAAGUUGUAUUGUAAUUUUUAUUCGUUUGUUGCUAAUUGCCAUAUAACUUUCAACGUCCUUUCGACAUUAUUGCGUUUAUGUAUGACACAUAUGCGGAUCAUUUGCAUAAUCGUUCGCACUUUCUAAAAUAAAAAAGUUAACAC